Messenger RNA from Drosophila bipectinata, 6396 nucleotides. It is a transcript of the gene fs(1)N, whose product is annotated as female sterile (1) Nasrat. The record is from RefSeq and is a predicted model, not a curated record. Gene Ontology annotation, molecular function: heparin binding. Lineage: Eukaryota; Metazoa; Arthropoda; Insecta; Diptera; Drosophilidae. Gene Ontology annotation, cellular component: cell surface.
UACUCACGUGUUGAUUUCUUGUUUAUUGUGAUUUGUUUUUUGGUUUUUUGUGAAAUGCUGGCUUUGAAGCUGCUGCUUUUGGCAGGACUGGUGGUCAGUGGCUUCUCCCAAGGUCCUUCUGCCGCCCAUAAGGCGGAGAUAGCCAAACUGCGCAGCGAACUCAAUAAAGCUUUGGAGGAAAACGAUGGAGCACCAGAGGGUGUGGUGGUGGCUCCAGCUUGGACCCAGCACGAUGGCGGACCUCCCCUUCCGAAGACAUCCCAAGUGGAGGUUAACGAUGCCUCCUUGAGGAGUGCUGCAGCCUUGCGCCAUGAGAUCCAGCAGGCAGUACAGCAUCAAGGACAGACCCAUGAGGUAGUUCAGCUUCAGGCAGAGCUCAAGGAUAAAAGCCAGUCUCAGGCUACUUGGCAGGAGGUACUGGGGGCAGCUGCCAGUGAUGAGGAUGUCCAGCCAAACGUUGUGGAAUCCAACUCCCAGUCGGGCAUUGAUCUGGAGCAAUUGCAGCGCCUAGAGCUGUCAAAGAGGAGGACCAGGGACAUGUUAGUACUGAGCAGGAUCGAGGAGUUGUUCAACGUUUCCAUGCCCUCCAAUGUGGAUCGCUGGCUGACUUUGCAGACGAACGGUAGUGGUUAUAUCAUCGGUCAGCAGAUGGGUUCCGGUUUUCUGGUCUUCACCAAGGACUUUCAGCUUCUCCAGAGCUAUGUGUUUGCAGCAAACGUUACCUCCAUGCUGGGUCUGGAGCGAUGGAGCGCUAAAAAGCAUAUCCAGGAGGGAAUCUUGGUCAUAAGUUCCGAGAAUCAUCUCAUCUGGCUGCUUCUGGAGCCUGGUAAGGGACUUGUACCCUUCUGGCAAUGGCCUUUGGGAGGCGAAGUGACCAAAAUCAGUUCUUUCAACCUGGACGGCAGGGACUAUCUGGUCCUGGGGGGCAACCACAUCCUCAGCAUCUAUGCCUACGACCUGGAGACGGAGGAAUUCUGGAUUGCGCAGCGUUUGCAGCUUGCUGAUGAUAUCUCAGACCUGGCUGUCCUGGACGCGGGAAGGGAGCUCCUCCUGGCUGUGGGUCAGACCAAUGAGACCCUGAUCUACGCCUGGAAAGGAUCGGCUGGGGAGCUGCGGCAGAGAGUGGAGUCUCCGCUGGUGACUGGAAUCACAGCUUUUCAAAUGGGCGGACGCAGUUAUCUGGCACUCGGCGGCCAGAAGCCACGUAUCCUGGUUUACCUGCAGGGUCAGCUAUUCCCUCGCACCAUUCUUGGCCAGAAUUUUGGUUUUGUGGAGAAGUUUCUGCCGGUUCCCGUGCGCAGCUAUCGGGACGAUCUUCUCCUGCUUGUCCAGCACAGAGUUUUCUUCGAACCACACUCUCUUCUAGUACUGGAGGUGCUGGUUUGGAAUGGAGAGGCCUUCGAGGCGGGCUUGCCACCUCCCUGCGGCGCUACUUACGGAGCCAACUGCUUGUUGGAUCAGGUCCAGGACAUAGGUAUACAGGGAGCUGCUCUCCUCCGGCAACUGGAUCAGCCGCCCUUGGUGCUGGUGCCCAGGAAUCAGGCUUCCUCGAGCAUCUUUCGCCUGGAAACCCAACUGCUGGCCAGGAACUCAGAGACCCAGGACCUCCAGGAGAUCCACCAGUUCAUGAAGGAUUGGGUGGGUGAACAGGACAAGCUGCUCCUCCUAGCCGAGAGUCUCAAUGUGGAAGAUGAGUUGAUUUACGAAGAAGUGGCCACAAAUCUCGUCAUCAGUGCAGGUGGUUCCAUCGAGGAGCUCUUGGUAAACGAGAUCGCGUGGACGGGAGCAGAUGCUGUGGUGGAUCUGAACGAGCUGAUUGAACAGAUACGCUUACUUGAGGAGGAGCUAUCUCCUCUGCAUCGGUCCAAGAGGCAGGUGCAUUCCCUGAAUGAGUAUCAUUACGAACGGUUGGAGGUGGAUGCCAUUGAAGCGGAGGAUCUUGUGGUGGAUCAACUGAACAACCUGCCCAUGUUUAUACAGAACUCCACCCUGAAGCUACCGCCAGAAGGGAGACUCAACGUCCAAAGGCUUGAGGUUCUGGAGGCUCCCAGGGAGGAGGAAGCUUCUCCUGCCCUUGGCAACGAGACUCAUGAAACUUUAAAGCUCACUGGGGAUCUGGAGUUCAGCUCUAUCAAUGGCCUGGAAUGGAAGCAGUUGCUCCAGGACUUGGUUUGGAGGAACGAGCCUCUCAGACUGAAUCAACUUAUUGUGGAGGGUCCUGUCAUCAUUGAGGAUACACUGCAAGUGACUAACCUGAAUGACUUGAGCUUCCCAGGGGACUAUUUGUGGUCGCAGGGCAAUGAAACCAGCGUGGUCCAGGCCCCCAAGGAGUUCAGCCAAACCUUGUCCGCCAAUGUCGUGGAUACUUCGGGAAGUAUCAAUGGCAAGAAUCCCUUGGAUGCUAUUACCCUCAGUGAUGCCCAGGAUUGGCCUGGUUGGGUUACCUUUUCUCAACUGGAAGUAGCUGAGCAGUUGGAGCUCAACGGCACCGCCCAGGGUCGCCAGUUUGAGGAGGCUCCUCUGAAUCCUACGCUUCUGGAAUCCCAUAACCUCCACGCCGACUGCCACUUUGAUCAGCUCUUGGUGGAAGGAUCACUGCGUUUGCUUGGCAAACUGGAAGACGAUACCUUUGACUCUUUGCUGGGGGAUCUGGUCCAGCGUUCGUCGGAUCCCCACGAGGAAAUCCAAGUGGACGGUGUCAAGCGCGUGGAUCAGCUAGUUCUGCCUGUGGACUCGCAUGUCCUGGAUAACCAGCUCAGUGGCCUGCCUCUGGAACGCUUCGUGACCAAGCACUCGGCCCAGAUCUUGCCGAAUCUCACCCAGAUCUAUGGCUAUGUCUACUUUCAUCAGCUGGAACUGGCCAAAGGUUCUACCUAUGACGGAGUUGACCUGGAAAAGCUUCUGGCGGAGAGUAUCCGUCUGGAUGGUAGUUCUCCACUUCCCAGCAGUCCUCUGACUCGACUCCGCUUCGAAUCCCCACCAGAACUGUCGGAGCUCCACGUGAGUCACACCCUUAACCAGGUGCCCUUGGCCAGUGGCUAUCAACUGCUCCACGAAUCCCUCCACCUGAUGACGGGAAACUUUACUCACCUGGCGGCGGAGCAGGCUCAGGUCAAUAAGGACGUUACUGGCCGAGGACUCUUGAAUGGCAAAAAUCUAGAGAAUCUCUUGAAGGAGGAGCCGCACACCUGGUCGGGUGACGUCCAUGUCCAGGAGCUUCUACUCCCACGGGGUGUGCAAGCCAAGGAGCUGCAGGGCAUCAAGGCCGAUCUCCUACUGGAUUUCCUUCAGCAACUGGACGACCUGCCGCUGCUAAUCCUGCAAGGAAAGCUCCAAGUGGACCAAAUGGCAGUCACUGGGGGAUCCGUGAUGGUGGAGCAGACACUCAACGGCCGGGACUGGGCGGAGCUACAGCGUCAGGUGGUGUGGCUGGACAGGCCGAAUGAGCUACGCACUCGCUGGACCCUCCAGGAGGCUCCGGAUCUGCAAGGAAAUCUUCACAUUUUGGGAAGCUUCAACGAUCGAUUGCUGCCAGAGCUUUUAGAUGACAUAGUCUUCCGGCCCCAGAACGACCAGGAGGAAGUCCUCAUCGAGGGAACCAAAAGUUUCCGAGCCCCCAUCCAAGCGGAUAGCCUCCAGCUGGCGGCGUUAAAUGGCGUUCCUUUCGAGAAACUGGCCACCAGGGAACAGAAGCCCCUGAUCCUCACGGGAAAUGUCCAGCUACAGGGACGUCUCUUUGUGGAGGAUCUGCGGCUUCAGGGAGAUCAGAACGAGUCCUUCGCCGAGUUGGAGAGACUUCUUCGGUGGGAUCCCACUCGGCAGAACUUUAUCCAAAGAGGAGUCGUUCCUAUGCCCGGAAAUCUCAGCCUGGAUGGGCUAACGGUGAUGGGUCACCUGGGAAACCUCAGUCGGGAACCAUUGGAGGAGCUCUUUGGGCAGCUAAUCUUCAAGCAGCAGCCCAGGAUUCAGCUCCAGGGUCACAAAACAUUCACGGGACGCGUUCGCAUCGACGAUGGAGCCUUUGUGGGGAAACUAAAUGGCCUGGAUGUGGAGCAGCUGCUGUCCCAGCUCAUCCUUGUGAAUGCGGAGCAAGAGGAGGUGACGGUGGAGACGCCCCUGGUAUUCGAAGCUCCAGUAAAGAUGGAUUUCCUGGCAGUGGAACGACUAGUUCUCCAGGGGCAGCUCCUAAAUGGUUGCAAUGUGACUGAGUGGUUGCUGGAUACUCUGCGGGUGGAUCGUGACUGGCAGGGAUCGGGAGUUACCUUCUCUCAAGGAUCUUUGGAUGGCAAUCACUUGGAAGUGGAGCAAUUAAAUGACCUGGACCUUUCCCAAGUGGUGACUCUUCACACAGAACAAGAACUCACCGGGCCCCUUAUUGCCGAUGAGGUGCUCCUUAAAGAUGGACUACUGAGUGUCCAGGGAACCGUCAAUGGACGCAAUCUCUCCGAGGAUUACGACAAUACUCUGAUGACCUAUCCCCUGAAGCCUCAACAAGUGGACACGCCACUCUUUCUGUCCGGAAUAAAUGUGAGUGGAUCUCUGGAGACCACAGCACCCAUCAAGGGAAUCAACCUGAGCGAUGUGGCCACCUUGGGCGGCCAAGAGCCACUCCUUCUUCAAUCACCUCUCUACUUUGCCCAGCUCCACGCCCCCUUCUUGAAGGCAGGACAUCCUUUGAACGGCUUCAGGUUCGAGGACUGGUACCAGAAGAGUCUCUGGGCGAGGGGCAGGAAUCAGCAGGAGAUUACGGGCAGUUGGAGGGUCAACAAGCUCCGCGUGAAACAGCCAGAGAUGGACAACCAGCGAUUGCGUCGCCAAACCGUCGAGGAGGGCUAUUGGAACCUCUGUCAGCAGCUGGCCAGGAUUCUACAGUUGCCCUACCAAGUCCAAAAGCUCAAAAAGGCAUUUACUUUGAAGCAGCUUAAGGAUCAAGGGGGAGUGCGUCGAGUUUUCGCCGUGGAGGCGGAUGAGAGCUCCCACUAUCUUUUGGUGAACGAACUGGGUUGCUGGACAAGGAUUUAUCGAUGGAACGGCAGCGGAUUCCAGGCAGCUGGAGGCUUUGAAGGUGGUCCCAUCGACGAAGUGGUGGCUCUGCGAGUAGGCAACCAGAGUUCCAGCAAGGAGUUCACCUUCAUGACCAGCCACGAGAUGGCCGACGACGAGGAAGAGGCCAGCUGGAAUUGCUCAAACUUCCACUCCACCCUGGUGAGUUGGCGGAGGAGCGAGAGCCAGGACACCACAGAGCAGAUGGACAUUCCCAUGACCACUCUGAGGAAUCUGAAGGAUGAGCAAGAGAAGCUCCGGAAGAGUCCUUCUCUGGGAAAUCCCCACUACCAGCAAGCCCUUCGAUAUCUUCAGCGUCCUGUCAUUGAAUCCCAACUGGGCGAAGGAUGGCAGCUGAGCCGGGAAAAGGAUCUGGAUCCUGAGGAGAUUUUACGGAUUAGGAACCGCCUUCUGGACACUUUGCAGCGGCAGCUCCAGGCGGAGGUCAACAUCAUCCAGCUGAGCAUCCCAGAGAGCGAUCUGUAUGACGAGCACCUAAUGGAGGACUUCCUGGAGCUGAUCUCGCAGCUGGGACACCUCCACAUGGAGACCCUACCCUUGCCAGAUACCCCUUCGAAGGUUUUGGCUGCCCGGAGUGCCCAGCUCAUCUUCCCGGUGUGGCAGGAAUUCCGGGGCAUGUCCGAAAACGGAGCUGCUCUGCAAGAUCAGGAGGCACUUGUCCUGGAGCAAACAAUGGUGGAUGUCCUGACAUUGGCCAAUCAUAGUGGUGACUCUCCCGAGGACGAAAAGCUGCAUGCGGUGAUUGAGAGACUCAGGAAGUUGCAGGACGAUCUUCCACUUGAUGCCCCAGAUCUGGAGGAGUCCCCUUCGCAGCAGGAAGAGCUCUUCCUGCCCCUCAACUGGAGGCCUGUGCAGACCCUGCGCCUCACCGUGGGUUCCGACUACCGACCCAAAGUUCUGUAUGCCAGGUUGACCCACCUGGCCGACCCGGAAGGUCCUCCGCCCACUACUCCAUCCUCGGCGCCGGCAGCCCACAUCCAGAUCCAUCAUGUGAAUGGAUCUCUUUUCCAGACCCUCGCUGCCGAGAGAGGAGCCCGUCACCUGGCCACCUUGCGGGUGCGGGACGAGACUCUGUUGGCCUUUGUCGAGGGAUGUUGUCGGAUCCGGGUCUUGAUCUAUCGGGGAGUCCAGGGAUUCGUGCCAUUUGCGGUCUUCCGGGCCCCCAGACAGGGCUCUGGCCAGGAGGAUGAGAUACUCCAGCUACUGACACUGCGGUUGCCUCUAAAGAGGGCUCCAGGAGCAUUGUAUAGCCUGGCGGUGGUCCAAUCUCAUAGAACUACGUUUUAUGAACUGGUUGUGGCGGGGCUUCUAGAACCUUGGAUGAAGUGCUAG